This is a messenger RNA of Penicillium subrubescens, 900 nucleotides long. RefSeq names its product SDR family oxidoreductase. NCBI's taxonomy places the organism in Eukaryota, Fungi, Ascomycota, Eurotiomycetes, Eurotiales, Aspergillaceae. The record is from RefSeq and is a predicted model, not a curated record. The annotation marks the transcript as partial. The transcript is spliced from 3 exons.
AUGCCAUCUUCGACACAAAAACUAGAUACCAAUGCUGUGUGGUUCGUAACUGGCUGCUCAUCCGGCAUCGGAAAAUCACUCGCAACAAAAAUCUACAACGCCGGCCACCGCAUCGUAGCUACAGCACGAGACGUAACAUCUCUCUCAUACCUCCCGGACGGCCCAACCGUCCUCAAACUACAUCUCGACGUUACCCGUCAAGAAACAAUUACCAAAGCCAUCGCUGAUGCGGUCGAUAAAUUCCACGGAAUCGACGUCUUCAUCAACAACGCCGGCUACAGUCUGAUGGGUGACACCGAGGGAAUCACCGACGCCGAUGCCCGACACCAAAUCGAGACAAACUUCUGGGGUCCUGUACAUGUUACUCGCGAAGCACUCCGUGUCUUCCGGGAAGUCAAUGCUCCCGGUCGAGGUGGGACUGUGAUUCAAAUAUCUUCCAUGGGAGGGUGGAUUACUGUUCCGGGUCAUUCAUUCUAUCACGCUAGUAAAUUCGCCCUAGAAGGCUUCACAGAAUCCAUCUCCAAAGAAGUCAACCCCAGCUGGAACAUCCACUUCCUCCUCGUCUCACCAGGCGGCGUCCGCACAAACUUCGCCGGCUCAAGUCUCAAACAAUCCCCCCGCCAUCCCGCAUACGAUGAUCCAAACAGUUCGUUCAGCCAAAUAAUCAAGUACGUCACGAACCCGGACUCGCAGUCUACCUGGAGUGAUCCGGAUAUCUGUGCCCAGGUUCUCUUCGAGGCUGUGGUUGGUCAAUAUGAACGGCCGUUGCCGAUGCGUUUGCUUUUGGGGGCGGAAUCGAUUCCUUUGAUUAAGGAUGAUAUUGAAAGGACGUUGAGGGAUAUUGAUGCUUGGGAGAAGGAGACGGUUAGGUGUUCGCCGAAUGGGGGUGCUGUUCUUGAU